This is a messenger RNA of Exophiala mesophila, 2426 nucleotides long. RefSeq names its product N2,N2-dimethylguanosine tRNA methyltransferase. The coding region runs from base 1 to 2265 and encodes 754 amino acids. NCBI's taxonomy places the organism in Eukaryota, Fungi, Ascomycota, Eurotiomycetes, Chaetothyriales, Herpotrichiellaceae. Gene Ontology annotation, cellular component: nucleus. The transcript has a single exon. Gene Ontology annotation, biological process: tRNA N2-guanine methylation. Gene Ontology annotation, molecular function: RNA binding. The record is from RefSeq and is a predicted model, not a curated record.
AUGACCUCCAACGGGACGUCUCAAGUUGUCGUCUUGAAUGGGACCAAGUAUAGGGCCGUCCGUGAGGGGUUGGCCUCUAUCUUAGCUCCAUAUGGAGCAGACACCGAACAUCAACCCCCUGCUGGUAAUCAAGUCAAGAACAAUGACGAAGGCAAUCAGGCUGUCUUCUACAAUCCCAUUCAGCAAUUCAACCGAGACCUGAGCGUUCUCGCCAUUACUGUUCAUGGUGAAGGUGCCGUCAUUGAAAAGUCGGCGCGAAUCAGCAAAAAAUAUUCCAAGUCCAAAGACAAGAGAAAACAAAACGUUCUCAGCAAGCCUCUCAAGGAUAGCACGGCAGUUUCGGUCCAGGACACUGCAAAUAACUUGAAGCGCAAGGUUAAGGAAUCUGAAACCCCCAACGAAGACGCACUCCCGAAAAGCCCAGCCAAGCGACCCAGAACGACAGAUGACUUCCAAGACGAGGACGAUCUCCCUGUAGCUCAGUUGGAUGAAAACCCCCAGGAUGGAAAUCUCGAAAUUGUCCAAACAGCGCCAGUCUCGGCCCCAGCCUUACGCGACGCACCCUCUGCCGCUCUUGACGUCAGCGAACCUACAUCUGAAACCCCUCAGCAGCCAACUCCGAAACAGACCCAGUUCACAAUCCUCGACGCUCUCUCAGCAACAGGACUUCGAGCCUUGCGAUACGCCCAGGAAAUUCCAUUUGCAACCAAAGUCGUUGCUAACGACCUCUCCCCAGAAGCCGUCAAAGCCAUCAACCUGAAUGUCGAGCACAACGGGCUCAAGGGCAAGAUCCAUGCCAACCUUGGCGAUGCUCGAGCCUUCAUGUACAGCAAGGUUGGCAACGAGCAUUCAAAGGCACCAGAGGGCUAUGUUCAUCGGUUUGAUGUCAUUGAUCUCGACCCCUACGGCACAGCAGCCCCUUUCUUCGACUCCAGCCUCCAAGCACUCCAAGAUGGAGGUCUUUUGUGCGUGACCUGCACCGAUGCUGCCAUCUUCGCGUCAACAGGGUAUCCAGAGAAGACUUACGCCAUGUACGGUGGUAUUCCUGUCAAGGGCCCACAUGCCCACGAAGGGGGUUUGAGAUUGAUCAUUCACGCAGUUGCGCUGGCUGCCGCAAAAUACGGGCUCGCCAUCGAGCCACUCUUGUCGCUUUACAUCGACUACUACGCGAGAUUAUUCAUCCGUGUCCACAAAAAGCCCAACGAAGUCAAACUUCUUCCUGGCUCCACCAUGAUUGUGUACGGCUGCGGUCAUGGCUGUGGCUCUUGGACCACUCAACCAUUGUUGCGUAAUCAGUCACAGACCGCCAAAAAUGGUGACGUCUUUUACAAAUACAUAUUUGCCCAAGCACCGACAUCUGCUCCCAGCUGUGAGCACUGUGGUUUCAAAACACACCUUGUUGGCCCCAUGUGGGCUGGGCCGAUACACAAUUCACAUUUUGUUCAGCGAAUGCUGGAUAAACUGCCAAGCAUGGACACCGCGGUCUAUGGCACUACCGAUCGAAUGAAAGGAAUGCUCACUCUUGCUCUCGAGGAAGACCUUAGCACAACGCCGUCCACGGUACCAGCAAAGGCCCACGGCCCCAUUGAUCCCAAGAUAAUUCCUCGCCUUUCGCCGUCAGCUAUUGAUGCGUCACCAUUCUUUGUCAUGCCAACCCUUCUCGCCAAAAUACUCCAUUGCACGACCCCAUCAGAAGAAAUGAUGCGGAGCGCCAUUCUCAGUCUGGGUUAUCGUGUGUCGAGAUCACAUUGUAAAGCCGGUAGCAUCAAGACCAAUGCGCCAUUCACCGUCCUGUGGGAGAUUGUCCGUGAGUUCAUGCGGACCAAGUACCCCAUUAAGGAGGGUGCAGUGAAAAAGGGAACUCCUGGCUGGAACAUCCUCGCCAGACUAAGAGGUACAGAAGGAAAUAUCGUGACGAAGCUGAAAGAAGAUGGGUUGUCCCAAAUCCGACGGAGUGAAAACAGGCAAGACUUGAGGGCCGCCCUACAAAGCAUGCUCUGGGAAUUGGAUCAUGAGAGGGCGGAAGGGGCAGAUUCCAAUCAAGAUGAUCCACAGGUCAAUGGAAAUGGAGAUAACGCCGAGAUUCCAAAGGAGAACCCCGAAAGUCCUGGUCCAGCAUCGACGGAGACCUUCGAUCCAAGCAAACUAAAGAUUGUGUUUGACGAAGAACUGGGCAAGGACAAACAACGUUCCAAGUUGGUUCGAUAUCAGACCAACCCGAGAGAAAACUGGGGUCCCAUGAACCGAGCUGGCAGAACAACGUGAUAGCUCCCCAGGUCCUGUUUCCCACGCUUGCCAUGAUGGAAGGAAUGGUUCCCAUAAGGAAAUCUAGACCAACUGUCCGUCUGUGUAAACACUUGGUCGGCUCUCAAAUGAUCUCAUACACUUUGGCCCAGAAAUGAUUGAUUAUCCCACUCUGGUAGAAG